Molecule: messenger RNA, 1853 nt
Organism: Nicrophorus vespilloides
Lineage: Eukaryota; Metazoa; Arthropoda; Insecta; Coleoptera; Silphidae
Product: synaptic vesicle glycoprotein 2B-like
Exons: 6
Coding region: 260-1792 (510 amino acids)
Biological process (GO): transmembrane transport
Cellular component (GO): membrane
Molecular function (GO): transmembrane transporter activity
Source: RefSeq, a predicted model, not a curated record
GCAAAUGUUAGUUAAAAAAUUAAAGAUAAAAGUUCGGUGUUGAUUCAAUUUAAUUUGAUGAAAAUGUGCAAAUAGACAUGGCAAGUCACGGUCCUUAUUAUUCGAAAAUGAGCUGCCUAAUUUAAUGCUGCCGUAAAUCUCAGCAUUUGCAUAUUUAAAUCCAAACGCAAACUUUGAACAGAUAACAAAAUUUGUAACGUAAAUUUCAGUAUUUCAUUGCGUUUUAAGUAAUGAGUGAGUGAAAGUUGUAAAUGAAAAAAUGGGUUUUCAAAACUAUAAUUCUUGCGAUAGGAAGCAUAAAUUCGAGGAAGCAGUCGCAUUAACAGGAUAUGGAAAAUUCAACCUGAAAAUACUUCUGGCUUCGGGAGGAUGUUUGAUGGUUGUGAUCAUAGAAACUAUGGCGAUGAUGUUCGUAGUUCCGGCAUCGCAAUGCGAUCUAGACUUGAGCCUUUCAACGAAAGGUUUAUUAUCGGCCAUCAGUUUCUUAGGAGUUGUCUCGAGUUCUCAUAUGUGGGGCUUCAUAGCCGAUACCAGAGGUAGAAGAAACGUUCUCAUAGUCAGCAUGAUCAUGAGCUUCAUCACUAGUCUAAUAUCAAGCAUAAUCCCAUACGAUUGGCUCUUUAUUUUCAUUAGAUUUAUAAAUGGAUUUUUCGUUGGCGGGGCGUCUGCUGUAGUCUACGCUUAUGCAGGUGAAUUCCACGAUAGGAUUUACAGACCAAAAGUGGUUUCGUGGAUAGCAACUUUUGUAGCUUUUGGGAAUAUGCUGAUACCAGGAUUAGCGUGGUUGAUCCUUCCUUUAGACUUCAAUUUUCCCAUAUCGUUUUUAGAAAACGGUUUCCGUCCAUGGCGUUUAUUGGUGAUAUGUUACGGUCUUCCCAGUCUAUUAUUCGCUUUCUUCUUAUCGCACUUACCAGAAAGCCCGAAGUACUUGGUAGCUCAAGGAAGAUGCGAAGAGGCUCUAAAUAUACUUAAACACAUGUACUCUAAAAAUUACAAUAGAAAUCCAGACGAAUUUCCUGUAUUUGAAAUUGAAUCUGAAGAGGACUUAAGUCUCAAGAACGGUGGUGUAUUGAAGACCAUGUGGUUCCAAACAGCGCCUCUUUUCAAAAAACCCUACUUACUAAAAACUUUAAUGGUUUCCUUUCUACAAUUCGGAGCUUUCUUCUCUUCUUCAGGUUUGAUCAUGUGGUACCCAGAGGUUCUUAACAGAAUGGCGAGCUUUAGCGUCGCGAAUCCCGACGAAUCCGUGGAAAUGUGCAAAUCCAUAGAGUAUUACAACGAAAUUACUGCUAAUUCAACUAUUACUAGUGAUAUUUGCAUGGAUACAGUUGAUGUGAAUGCGUUUUUAACAUCUUUGCUUAUCGGAGUCGUUUUUGCAUUUAUGUACAUCUUCAUUGGUGCUGUUAUCAACAUCGUCGGAGCCAAGAAACUUCUUAUUUCAUUAUUGAUAAUAACCACAAGCUGUGGUAUUGCUGCGCAAAAUGUUAAGGAACAACUUUCCACUCAAAUAUUGAUGGGUAUUUUCUUGACGGAAGCUACAUGUGUUGGCAUUAUAAAUGCCAUAGUUGUGGAACUGUUUCCAACUCAACUAAGAGCCAUGGCUUUAGCUAUUUCUUUGAUGGCCGGAAGGUUUGGAGCCGUGGCUGGUUCCAAUGCUACAGGACCGAUUAUUUACUCGAUAUGCAAUUAUAUGUACUACAUAUUUGCAGUGGAUCAUUUAUUGUUAAUAAUAACAGUCUUGCUGCUACCAUCUCCACCGAGCAUCAAGAAGAUGAUACAACCUAAUGUUUAGAACAGAAAUAAAAAUAUUUAUUGAAUAAUUUAAAGUUUAUUUUAUGUUUUCAUAAAUGUCA